CCACAUGUUAACCUGCGCACGCAUGUUUGUUUAAGUACAAAUUGGCUAAAAUAAAAAAAAAAUGGUUGAAAUGAAUCUGAACAAUGUAAAAGAUUCUCUCUUGAAGGACAUUGAAGGCACCUUAAGGCAGAUUCUAACAUCCCUUAACCAUGGAAGUAAUAACAUUAAUAAGGACGGAAUGAGAAAAAAAGAUCUUGUGAAUAAACUAAUUUCUCAGGUGAUCGCUGUUUCGGGGGAUUCCACAACCGAUCGCGAAAAAAUCGUCAGAGUGCUUUGCGCUAUAAUGAGAUGUGCCCUACUUUUUCGAUGGUCAAAAUUAAUUUUUCUGUGUCAAUUAUGUUUCAUUUUACUGGAUUUGUCCGCAAGCAGCGAGGACAAAAAGCUGGCAAUGCAAAUACAGAAAGUAAUACGAUCAAUUGUUCGUAAAAAUUUGAGUAAAUUGUAAUAACAAAUGUUAAAAGAAUAAACGAAUCUUAAAAUUGGUUACACUGUUUUUUUGUUAUACUGCCAAAUAAAAAUACCAAAAAGCAGUCUGGCAACCUCCCAGCUAUCAGCUGUUACCACUUGCGAAUUUUCGUUUUGUUGUUUGGUUUCUGUUUGGUUAUUUGUGUUUACUUUUUUAUGUUUCAUUGCAAUUAAUUUGUCAUGAGCAACGACUGGCCGGGCGACGACGAUGAACUCGACUCGGCACUAAAUGACGAAGCGCUCGAGGAAUUGUUAAACACGGCGUCCAGCCAGUUGCAACAACAACAACAACAGUCAAAGAAUAAGGAAUCGGAGUACGAUGGAUUUAAUGAGAGUGCUGGGCAUAAUUGGUUGUAUCCGAACAAUUUGCCGCUGCGUUCGUAUCAGCACAGUAUUGUGCAGGCGUCCCUCUUUCGGAACACACUGGUUGUGCUGCCGACGGGAUUGGGCAAGACAUUUAUUGCGUCGGUUGUGAUGUACAAUCUGCAUCGAUGGUAUCCAGAUGGAAAACUGAUAUUUAUGGCACCGACACGUCCAUUAGUCUCCCAACAGAUUACCGCCUGUCAGAAGAUCAUGCCCUUCCCGCCCGAGGAUACAGUGGAGCUGACAGGUCGACUACCGCGUGCCAAACGCGCCGAAUUGUGGAUGAGCAAGCGAGUCUUCUUUGCCACACCACAAGUGGUUCAAUCGGAUAUGAUGGACACCGGGGAUGGAAUGCAGUUCCCAUUCAAUGCCAUUAAGCUGCUGGUAGUCGAUGAGGCGCACAGGGCCAAGGGACGCUAUGCAUACACACAGGUAACUGAAUCCAUCAUGGCAAGAAAUCGCAAUUUUCGAAUGCUCGCCUUGUCCGCAACUCCUGGACGGACCAUGGAUGAUGUGGCCAAUGUGUGUCGCAAUCUGUACAUCUCGCAUCUGGAGGUGCGCUGGGAUCAAUCGAUCGAUGUCCAGCCAUACAUUCAUCAGCGUACUUUGCGCACAAUUGUCGUGCCGCUCAAGGAUGCGAUCAAGGAGCCCCGAGCUCGUUUGCACCAGAUCAUUGAUCCCUAUCUGCGCCAGCUCAUUGCGGCCGAUGUGCUGAAGGGGGCACGAGGCAACAUCACUAGAAACAAUUUGCUGUUCGAUCAGAGCCGCUUCCAGGAACAGGCCAACCAUGGACCACGUCAUCCGGAGCACAGUCUCAUUGCCAGCAACUUCUCCAUGUGCAUUAGCCUGUACCAUUCCCUGGAAUUGCUGGAGCGUCAUGGAUUUCGCGUAUUUGUCAAUAGUUUCGAUGCAGACGAUCGAGGACGCGACAAGUUUGUGCUACGUGAUGCCGCCCUGAGAGAUCUUGUGGAGCAAACGCGUCAGCAGCUGGGCGCCAAUCCCCUGGACAUCUCGACCCGUCCCAUGACCAACGGCGAAGUGGCGCCAAUGCCCGCUCAACUGGACUUUGGACAUCCUAAAUACGAGCAGGCGCGUCAGGUGAUGCACCAACAUUUCGAGUUGCAUCCCGAUUCGCGGGCCAUUGUGUUUUGCGAGUACCGUGAGUCCGUAAUGCUGAUUCAACGUUUACUCCUGCAGCACAGACCGGUGGUGCGUCCACGUUGCUUUGUGGGUCAGAGUAGCAGUGGCAACGGCAUUUGUAACCUUACCCAAAAGGAGCAGCUGCAGAUAAUGUCGGACUUUCGCAAUGGUGUUAGCAAUGUCCUCGUGGCCACCUCCAUUGGUGAGGAGGGACUGGAUGUGGGUGAGGUGGAUCUUAUUGUCUGCUUUGAUAUAUGCAGUUCGAAUCCAACGCGCUUUGUGCAGCGCAUUGGACGUACAGGACGACAAAGGCGUGGCCAGGUGGUCAUGCUGGUCACCGAGGGACGGGAGCAACAGUUGCUCAAGGAAGUGCUGGCCAACAGGGAUCAAACGAAUCGCAAGCUGUUGCAAUCGACGGUGGUCAAAAGAUCCCUCUAUGAAUAUGCACCGCGUCUGGUGCCGCCGCAGUUUAAUCCCAAAUGUGAGCAGCGAUUUAUGGAACCACCGCCAAUAGCAGCAACCACAUCUAAGACACCCUCACCCAAAUGCAAGGCACGCAAACCAGCCAAAGAGUCAGCGGUCAAGUGUCACGAUCUGCGCAAGUUCUUCAAACAAGGCCAGGAUAAAUUCUUGCAAGGAGAAGCGGAUUAUCAAAUAAGCGAAAAGUCGCAGCAAAUGCUGCAAAAACAGAUGGAAAGUCACAGAGUUAAUGUGAAGAACUUUCUAAUUGACACACAGACAUCGACUGGCACCACUAACAACACUAGCACCACCAACACCACUGGCAUCGCAAGAACCACGAGCACCACGAGCACCGUCAGCUGCAGUCAGGAGGAGACACUGCGUCUGCGGAAGCUAACACGUCUGCUGCAGGCGAAUAAACCUUUAGUUAGUGACGCACAGCGGAGCCAGGAUCUUGUGGCACAGCUGCAGGACAAACAGUUGCCACAUUCCCUCAAAUUAUACUUGCUAAAAUCGAAUGCAAUGUUUGUGCGUGACGUUCGCGAGAAGAUGCAACAACAAGUGGCACUGCAGCUGCCGGAGGCGCGACUCAAUUCAAGGCAGCAACGCACACGACGCAUCCACGAGCUGGUGGAGAAUCUGUGCAACGGUCAAAUGGACCAACUGCUGCAACCAUUGUCCUCUGGUGCGGAGCUAACGUUGAAGGAUUUGCAACAGCCGUUGGAUGUGCGGCGACAGCAACACUUUGAGGCAGCCUGCUCGGAUAUCUUUAAGGAUCUGCAUGAGCAGGGAGUAUGUGCGGAUAAUCAUGAGCUGGUGCAGCAGCAAUUGGAGCAGCUGGAACUGCGACGUUUGGAGCAGACAAUGAAGGAGCUGGAGGAGCUGGGCAAUGAAACAUCCUGCAAUUAUGAUCAAUGGGAGGAGGAAGAAGUGGAGGAGGAGCAGACAGGGGAGACAAGUCAAUGGCAGGAAUUUGCACACAGUUCAACGCCAGUUCGCAUCAAGCAGCCGGAGCAGCAGCAACUCAAUGACAGCUCCAUUGUGAACUCCAGUCAGCUCAGCGCCAAUUUAAGUCGUCUAAAUUGCGUCAUGAGCGCGGCGAGCACUCCAUUUAAUCAAAAGCUUAAAACACUGCCCAGAAAUUCUCUGUUGGAUGCACUCGAUGAGAAUCUCUCAGACUUUGAUCAGCUGGCAGAACAGGAAGAGCCACCUAAAGCGGAUAUAGCAGUACAGGAAACGGAUGUCAUGAUCACGCCCGAUGCCCUCGACAUAGAUCUCAAUGAUUUCUUGGAACCACUGCCGGAGGAGGAACAGCUGCUACUGCAGACCCAGAAAUCAAAAGAGAAUCAAACACCUGCAAUGGAAAUUCCAAUUCUUGCAAGUCCGGAACGCAACAAUUCGCCGGAUCUGUUUGCCGAAGAGUCCAUGUCUCCCUGGAGACCGACAACCGUUGCCGUGCCCGUCAAGAGUCUAGCUGCCAAGUUGGCAGCAAAAACAAACAAACUUGAAGCAGCUUUACAGUCACCGGAACAAAGACCACGCAUCACGCCAGUUUCAGCGGAAAAGUCUCCAAGUAUAUUUGAGAAUUACUUACAGCGCAUGCGUGGACGUGGUCAGCUUUCUAGAGCAGCACAGAGAUUACAUUCCAUGACUAGCUCAAUGUCUGCAGCGACAUCCACACACAACGAAGAGGAGGAUUCACCAAUUAUGCGUCGUCGACCAGCCAAACGUAAGAUUUAUGCCAUCUCCGAUGAGGAGGAGAAGCAAGAGGAGCAGGAGCAGCAGGAGGUGAAGAUGCCAGUUCCCGAUACGCAGCUACUUGAUGAUGACAGCUUCGAGCAGGUGCCAGCCACACAAAUCGAUCUGUUGACGCCACCACGGCGCAAUUCUCGGCGGAAACGUGCCAAAUUCAACUCCUUUAUACUGCAAGAGGCGGAUCAGAGUGGCUCCGAUGAGGGCGAAGAUGAAAAUGCGGAGCACACAAUUGGUGGCUAUCUGAAAGACUCUGUCAUUGUAUCCAGUGGGGAGGAGGACCACAAUGACACCAAUGCGCAUGCCAUGUACCUUCAGGCAGUCAGGAGUCCCUUACAGCGUCCUGGUGCAUUCAAGAUUCCUGCUCCGCGUGUUUAUCACGAUGAAUACAUUUACUCACAACCCGUGGAGGAAGAGCCAUCACAAUAUUAUCCCAGCUCUUUCAUUGCAAAUGAUGACAGCUCUGCCCAGGAGGCACACGACAUCUCCGAAUGCCCCUUGGAGCGUGCGGAGCGCAUUUUAAAGGAGCAGCGACGCGAACGACGGAUGCGAAAACGAGGAGGAGCAUCAGCUCCAGCUCUCGCCAUGGUUGUGGCAAAGAGGCGACGUGCCAUCCACACAAUAGACGACUCCAGCGAUGAGGAUAUUAAAUGAUAUUUCAAGCUCCAAUCAAGCUUUAUGUCCAGUGCCAUUAUAUUGUAAAAUAUCUCUCGACUUUCAUUGUGAACACAUUGUUUAUUCCUUUUAAUAAUUUAAAACCGUGUACAGUCUCAGGUUUACAUGCUUAAUUUAUUGCCUAUAUUUAUAACGUACAUUUAAGUUGAAGUACUUUAAUUAUUGUUUUAAUACUUUGGUUUCUAUUUUCGGUGACAGUUCUUUAAAGAAAGCUGUAAGGAGAAAAAAAAAAUGAUCGGUUUAGUGACGUAAUCUUGUACCUCAAAAGUAUUUAAUGUGCCAGAAGUGUAUAACAAUAAUGUAUGAAUGUACCUUUUUUGAUAAUAAUGCAUUUUUAUAAAGUUUUCUAA
Drosophila innubila is the source of this 5207-nucleotide messenger RNA. RefSeq names its product ATP-dependent DNA helicase MPH1 (gene Fancm). The record is from RefSeq and is a predicted model, not a curated record. The transcript has 3 exons. Gene Ontology annotation, molecular function: four-way junction helicase activity; 3'-5' DNA helicase activity; ATP binding. NCBI's taxonomy places the organism in Eukaryota, Metazoa, Arthropoda, Insecta, Diptera, Drosophilidae. Gene Ontology annotation, biological process: interstrand cross-link repair; replication fork reversal; double-strand break repair via synthesis-dependent strand annealing. The coding region runs from base 646 to 4836 and encodes 1396 amino acids.